Messenger RNA from Nicotiana tabacum (common tobacco), 486 nucleotides. RefSeq lists its product as uncharacterized. The record is from RefSeq and is a predicted model, not a curated record. NCBI's taxonomy places the organism in Eukaryota, Viridiplantae, Streptophyta, Magnoliopsida, Solanales, Solanaceae.
AUGAAGAAUAGACAGGAGCCACCAAAACCUCCAUCACUGAAAAUAACGGUUAACAUGAUAAGCGGAGGAGAUGAGGUCAACAGUGUGACAUAUACAGCUGCAAAAAAGGUGUCGAAAGUCACAGUUACCCACAGAAAGCGAGUUCGCCAAGCUUUGGAAGAAGACAAUAUAACAUUUGAUGAUGUAGAUGCAAAUGGCGUGUUGAUCCCACACAAUGAUGCACUGGUAAUAUCUUUACUUGUACAUGAUAAUAAUGUCGAACAAGUUUUGAUUGAUCCAGGUAGCUCUAUAAAUAUCAUUCUUUUAAGAGUGAUAAAUGAGAUGCAAGCUAAUGACAAAUUGGUACCCAAAGCACGUAUAUCUGGAUUUGACUAUUCAAGCAUCGUUAUUAAAGGGGAGAUAGUGCUCACCACAUUCGCAGAAGGAGUAAUCUACGAAAUUUCAAGUGAUAGAUAUGGACAUGGCGUACAAUAUGAUCCUCGAUAG